AAUUAAUGUCCUCAUAUCAGAGCAGCGAUCCCUACGAAUUGUAUUAUAUGAUCCAUUAAUUCCUUUAGUUUACAUUAUUGCAAUGAUCAAGACCAGCAUAUUCAUGAUUAAAAUAAAUUGUUUAUUGAAAACCUUGUGAUUUAUGAUGUCAAAUACUAGGUAAAUCAAAUAAAUCAUUCAUUCUAGAUUCACCAUCACAAAACAGUCUUACAAAUAUUCAAUGCCCAGAAUCAACUACUCAAAACUUUAUGGGGUAAUAUCUCCUAAUUCAAUUGUAGGGUUCUAAGAUGUCCAAUUUCCCACUCAUUCAAACUUAGAGUAAAUAAUCAAAGACUCAAUUGAAAGUAAUCUAGUUGUAAGAUAAUCAUAACUAAUUAAGCAAACUGUCUAUAGUCAGACCUAUCCAGGAGGUUAAUUAUUUAAGAUUGGAUAUUAGAAGGAAAUCGAUGCCUGGUUAAUCUAUUCUAACAAUCUCACCGUUGUGGCAUAAAAGUCUGAUGAUUUGACCGAAUUUGCAUUCCAAAGAUUUGAUUCAGCAGUUUAAGUAGCUGAGUUGUGGUUCAAUAUUUUGAAUGAAUGUAAACCAAUGUCUUUAUUCUAGUCAGCCAAGAAAAAAUUAAUAAUUUGAAAUUCGAUUUUCACAAUCGAACUGUGUAUGGUCAUAUCAUCAAUCAGGAAUCUCUGAUCUAUCACCCUAAUGACAUUCUAUAAUUUAUUGGCAUUGUCGACGUGAAUUUCGAAUAAGCCCAAUAAUUAUUUUGCUUUUAUGGAUUACCACAUCCAAAAACAUCCUAAUUCAAAUUGCAAUUAAAAUUACUCUAAAAACACAUAGAGAGAAUUCAAAGAAGUGAUAUUGAAUUAGAAUCAGCAGGAGUUAUCUUAUAUUUCCAUGAUCAAUACUAUGUUGUGCACACAGCUGAGUAUUUAAUUUACAAACACAUUUAAUCAAUGUUGUUGAAUGAAUAACACGUUGAAAGAGACUUUAAAUAAUUUGUAAAAACCUUGCAAGUCAAACCCCCUAGACCAUUUAAGUUUUAUGAGAGCAUAUAUGAAGAAGGCAUGAAAAUAUUGGAAACUUAUAAUAAGAUGGAAAAUACUAUCAAAUUUAAUUUUAAUGACUUCGUCACUAUUAUCUUAUACAACAUCUUUAACAACAAGACUUUCAAAUGGAAUUAAUUAAAUUCUAUUAAAGAUUAUAGAGCCUCUUGGUCAUCCUAUCAACCAAACUCUCUAACAAGAAUACCAGUAUAUGCAGGUGAUGAUCUCUAAAAGAACCCAGAAAAUGUCUUUUUAAUUAUACCUGUAUGUGUUAAUGGAGUUGGUGUUUCAACAUUUGCAAGAACUUUUCAAUCCUUCUAUUACCAAACCUAAAUUGUCAGUGAUAUUCAAGAUGCCAAAAUUAGAGACAACUAUGUCAUUAUCCUAGAACAUAAUCACACUCCAGAAGAAGCAUAAUCCAUUAUAUCUAAAUGUAGUCAGUUUUACAACAAAAUCAUCCUGUAUCCAUACACCAAAAGAUCUUAUAACCAAUUGAAAAUGCCAUUUUCAUAUGAAUUGCUUAUUACUGCCAUGAAAAGAACAUGUACUACUCUAGAAAAAGUUCAAUCUUUCAUUAAGAAAGCUAGGACUUUUGAGAAUUUCAAAGUCAGUUCUCUUUAAGUGAAUGGAGUAAUUGAAUUUCCAUUUGUGGAUGAGGAUCUAAAGAUUGAGCAUGAAUACCUGGAGGAUGAUUUAUUGGAUCUAUUUGAUAACGAUUCUAAAAAGAAUUUGAAUCAAUUCUUUAAAAGUCUCAAAGAGAUCCACCCUUAAAAUUAGAAUAAUGAUACUUUCGAAGAGGAAAUCAAGAAUAUUAUUCAUUAGUUAUUCCCCAAAGUCACAAAAAUUACUAAGCAUCAACCAAUUAAAGUAGACGAUGUCGUGAGAAAGGAAAGCGAAGACAUAGUAGUUCAUGAGAAAAAGAAUAAAGUGCCCAAAAAGGAAAAGCAUGUCCAAUAUGAUCCAACUUAUUUACCAAAUUCACUUAGUUUCUAACUCAAAGGAGGAUACAAUAUGAGAGACAGAAUAAAUAGGUGGAUUUUAGACUGCUUAGUAAUUUUAUCAAUUUAAUUAUCUUUUAGAAUGCAGGCAAUUCACAUUUUAAAAAUGAUGAAGCUUACCACAAAAUUGUGAACAUCUUUUAGAAACAAACCUUUGAGAAUGGUGAAUAGCAUUUCAUUCCAGAAAAGGAACUCAGAUUAGAGUUAUUAACAAUCAACUAAAAUGAUUAGAGUGUUAGAUAGUUACCUUACUUCAAAGAGUUUGUAUAAGACAAAGAAGCAGAAAUAUUUAUUAAGACCUUGUUUGUGAGUUUUGAUGGUUUGAUUGCUGGUCUUGCUCAUUAAACAUCAUUGCCAUGUUAAAGUCCUUAUCCUCACAUUCCAUUCUAUUUCAAAAAUCUUAAAGUAAGAGACAGUCUUUCUGUGAUAUCAUAAACCAUUUUAUCAAAUCAAGUUCUGAAGUAAGCAUUUAAAGAUGGACAACUCUCCAAAGUCACAAACCAACCAUUAUAUACCUCUGAAGACAUUAAGUACAGAAGCAAGACUUACAGAGUUUAUGUAAUUUCAUUGUAAGAUGGCAUUAAAGUUAGUGCUAUCUCUACAGAUAGAUUAUGAUGUGAG
This is a messenger RNA of Paramecium octaurelia, 2657 nucleotides long. Lineage: Eukaryota; Ciliophora; Oligohymenophorea; Peniculida; Parameciidae. The record is from the annotation of a GenBank genome assembly.